Canis lupus familiaris (dog) is the source of this 7017-nucleotide messenger RNA. RefSeq names its product A-kinase anchoring protein 1 (gene AKAP1). The record is from RefSeq and is a predicted model, not a curated record. Lineage: Eukaryota; Metazoa; Chordata; Mammalia; Carnivora; Canidae. Gene Ontology annotation, molecular function: RNA binding. The coding region runs from base 367 to 3168 and encodes 933 amino acids. The transcript is spliced from 13 exons.
ACAGCCCACACAGGCCCCCUAUGGAUGAAGGUAACAACUGUUUGAACAUCAGGGCUGGGCUGAGACCAACGUCCCUGAGGCAUGGCUCCAGCACUCUGAUUCCUGGGCCCCAGCCAUGCUGAGGGUGAAUUGCCCAGCUUACCACCAUCCCCCACCCUCAGUGGCAGCACCAGAUACCACCCAACAAGCAGAAGGCUCUAGACUGCAGUAACUGGGCUGGUCAUCGGUGCUGGGAGUGAGGCCAUUACUUCUCCAGAGAAAACCAAAAACCAGGGCAAAGAGAGCAAUUCAGGAGUCUGUUCCAGAGAAGGAAGGUAGCAGAGAGCUUAAUAAGGCUGAAGUGUGCACACCUGCACAUGUGGGCCUAUGUGUAUAUGCACAGGUGAAGGCGGCCCUGUCUGUGAAUUCAGGAAAGGUUGGUGCCUCUCACAGCCCCUGUCUAGGCCUAUCAGACCAUGUAAAGUGGGGCACAUGGCACCUUAUCAAUUCACCAGAAGUCUUUUAACUGAGGCCUCCAGGAUGGCCAUCCAGUUCCGUUCACUUUUCCCCUUGGCAUUGCCUGGAAUGCUGGCAGUCCUUGGCUGGUGGUGGUUUUUUUCUCGUAAAAAGCAUGUUAGCAGUCAGGACAGACAGGUGGAGGCCAGCGCUGUGGAGCUGAGGGCUAGCCAUGCCAUCAAAGAGCCACUCUCCAUGGAGGAUCCCUGUCCUGCAGUAGUAGCAACAUCCCCCAGCAUCAUACUGUCUGCAGAAAAGGAGCCAUCUACUGUGAGCAAGCCUCCCAUGGAGCCCCCAGCCAUGCUGCGGCCACAUUUAACCUGUCGCAGGUCAGAGUCCUCAGGCAGCCUUCCUAACACCACAGACCCAAGAUUUCGACCAGGAACGCUCAGAGAUGACAGCGCAAAGGUGGAACUAGCCCUGACGGGUGAUGAAGCCAGGUCCAUCCCUCUGGAGUGUCCCCUUCCAACCCCAAAGGGUGUUCCUUUCCCCCACGAAGCGGCUGAGGUGUGCAAGCGAGAGUCCCCAUUCAAUGGGACAGGAGGACUGAGCUGGCAGGGCCAAGCUGCAGCCCUCCAAGAGAAGCCAAGAGAAACAAAUGGAGCUGAAGGCACUGGUGAUGCAGUGUUAGGAGAAAACGUGCUGGAAGAGGGUGUGUUGUUCCAGGAGCAUGACUCUGAAUCGGAGAUCAGCAAGGCGCCUAGCCCAGCUCCCUUGGGAGGAGCAGGGGAGAAGGGGAAGGGCAGCCCGCCACAGGUGGAGGAGGAUGCAGCGGGAAAGCUGCUGAGCAGCCUCAUCGAAUCGGCUCACACAGAGCUGAUGGAGGAUGAUGAGCUGCUGGCACCUCGGGUCAGCAGCAGAGCCUGCGAUGCAGACAGCAUGGGAGAGCUGGGCAAGGAGGAGGCUGUGGAGCAAGAUGAGAAGAUUGAGCAGGCUGCUUACCAAAUCAUCUCUAGAGUGAUCUUGGAGGCAACUGAAGAGGUGCUGGCCACCACCAUGGGCAGGAUUGCAGGUCGGGUGCAUCAGGCUUCAGCUGGUCAAUUGCAAGGGCAGAACGAGGAGAGCUGUGUGCCAGUCUGCCAGAAAACUGCCCUGGGGCAAGAUGCUGCUGAGCCCACUCCAGCCAUUGCGGAGGUAGUGGAGGCAGAGAAGGUGGUGGAGACAGUGACAGAGGCAAUGGCAGAGGCGGUGGUGAUCUCCGGCCAGUCAGACCCUGCCCUCCCCUUGCCAGACCUGCCCACAGAGGACUUGCCAUCACCAAAGACCUACAUGAGCUGCCUGAGCAGCCCUCUGUCCAGCCCCACUAAGGAUAGGAAGCCAAAGAACUCUGCACACCAUAUCUCCCUGGCCCCCAGCCCGUCGCCAGCUCUGCCUCAGGGAGAGUCUCCAGAUGAAGCAAGUGUCCUAGUGGGAAAUGCUGGAUGCAUCACCUGUACUUCUGACAACAGCCAGGAUGUCCCUUCAGUGGCCUCUGAGCAGUGCUCAGAUUCCGUCAGCACUUCGGGGCUUGAAGACUUGUGUACAGACACCAACUCAAGCCCCAGGGGCCAGACCAUUUCCCCACCGCUGCCAGAAAGUACUGUGCCCUUCAGCAAUGGGGUACUGAAGGGGGAGCUAUCAGACUUGGGGAAUGAGGAUGGAUGGACCGUGGAAGCAGAAGCAGAUCAUUCGGGAGGCUCGGACGGGAACAGCAUGGAUUCAGUGGAUGGCUGCUGUGGCCCCAGGAAGACUGACAGUUUCCAGAAUGCCCAAGCAGCCUCUAGUCCUAAGAAGGUCGACCUCAUCAUCUGGGAGAUUGAAGUGCCAAAGCACUUAGUUGGUCGGCUAAUUGGCAAGCAGGGGCGGUAUGUGAGCUUUCUGAAGCAAACGUCUGGUGCCAAGAUCUACAUCUCCACCCUGCCUUACACCCAGAACAUCCAGAUCUGCCACAUAGAAGGCUCUCAGCAUCAUGUAGACAAGGCGCUGAACUUGAUUGGAAAGAAGUUCAAGGAGCUGAACCUCACCAAUAUCUACGCUCCCCCACUGCCAUCACUGGCACUGCCUUCUCUUCCAAUGACUUCCUGGCUCAUGCUCCCUGAUGGCAUCACUGUGGAGGUGAUUGUGGUCAACCAGGUCAACGCUGGGCACUUGUUCGUGCAGCAGCACACGCAUCCUACUUUCCAUGCACUGCGUAGCCUGGAUCAGCAGAUGUACCUGUGCUACUCUCAGCCAGGAAUCCCCACCUUGCCCACCCCAGUGGAAAUAACGGUCAUCUGCGCUGCCCCCGGCGUGGACGGUGCCUGGUGGCGAGCCCAAGUGGUGGCCUCCUAUGAGGAGAGCAAUGAAGUGGAGAUACGCUAUGUGGACUACGGUGGAUAUAAGAGAGUGAAAGUGGACGUGCUCCGGCAGAUCCGAUCUGAUUUUGUGACUCUGCCAUUCCAGGGAGCAGAGGUCCUUCUGGACAGUGUGAUGCCCUUGUCAGAUGAUGACCACUUUUCACCUGAAGCGGAUGCAGCCAUGAGCGAGAUGACAGGAAACACAGCGCUGCUGGCUCAGGUGACAAGUUAUAGUCCUACUGGCCUUCCUCUAAUUCAGCUAUGGAGUGUGGUUGGAAAUGAAGCGGUGUUGAUAAACCGGUCGCUGGUGGAGCGAGGACUUGCUCAAUGGGUAGACAGCUACUACGCGAGCCUCUGACCCCCGUCCCCCACAGCCGCUUCUGGAGUCUUUUUGCACUGUUGAAAUUGGGCUUGGUGCUGAGGCAAAGACGUUACAUCAGAAUAACAAGCGUUAUCUUCCCCAGAAAGUCCUCUUUUUUUUCUUUUUUUUUCCUGCUGUAGUCAUGUUGAGAAGUCUCCUCUGAGACAAGGAGGGAACCAUGGGUUCUUUCAAAGCCAUAGGAUGGUGUUUAACAAGCCAGUCGAUUUAGCCUGGUUCCAAGCCUUUAAAAAAAAAAAAAAAAAGUGAAAGUAAAACUGUCUCAACCAGGUUGUCCUUUACCACCCCUUCACCCCCAUUCCCUUCUUUCUUCCCACCUCUUCCCCUCACUCAGAACCAAACCAACUGUAGCAGACGGGCCAAGAGAUGUGUUGCCUGAGAGGGUUUCUUUUACUUUAAAAUCUUUCUUCAGGGAGCAAGACAUGAAAUCACUAAUUGGUAUUGAUUACUUGUACAGCUUACGUAAAUGAAUUUAUGAUGUUUAACCAGUUUUUAUACACUUCAUCUAGGUCUCUAGAAGGCAGACUUUUUAAUGCAUCUGUAAAUAAUGAAGCAGUCAUACCUCCGGCCUUGGUCUGUGGGGGAGGGGAACUGUUAUCUUGCUAAGCCUGGUUGUAAUUUGUAACCAUUUUCUAUUUGUGCAAACUCUGUAAAUAUAUGUUUAAAAAAAUGUAAUAUUUUGUACAAGAUACACUGGAGAACAAAGGGAACUCAAGAUUUUUCCACACCCCACAUCUUCUGUAAGCAGAUGUUACUUCUGCAGAGCACAGCUGCCCCUGCCAGCUCCUCCUGUGGCUUUCUGAAUACUGGACAGGGUAUAAGGUAUAGAUUGUGAGCGGGGAUUUUUUUUUUUUCCUGUACAAAUUUGUUAAAAAAAAAAAAUCAACUCAUUUGAAUUACCUUACAGUGGUGUGUUUGAUUCUUUUUUUAGACUGGCUUCAGCAUUGUGCCACAUAAGAAAGUAACUUAAACUUCUAUAAAUCUUGAACUGUAUACACUGUAGCUUUGAGUCCAUUUCUUCCAGGGUGAGAGGGUUGGAAUGGGGAGUGAGGAGGUGGUUGAGUGUGGUGGGCUGGAGGAGCCCAUGGAAAGGAGCCCUGAGGGGGCCAGAGGGAUCCAUCUAAAGGAGUCCUGGGGCUCAUGGAAGAUCAGCCAGAAAUUUCCAUCCAGCUUUUUCUUCUCCUUGCCCCACAAGGUGGCAGCCAAGCUUCCUCUGGCUUCCCCUAGUGAGUGUCUCAGAUAGCCAGGCCUGAAUUUAAAUGAGCACUGGUUUCUACAUUUCUUUUCUACAUUCUCAAUAGAACUUUGAAUUAAUGUCAUCUGUUGCAGUAGUAGGAAGAUUAUACACCUACAUGAGGAGCAGGCUCUGGCCCUUGGGCCUCUAUGUCUCAGAGCUCUCCCACCCUCCAAGGGUUUCUGGAGAGUGGAGGCUGCCCAAGGGUCCUUCACACUGAAGGAAUCCUCCCACAGAUCUGCAGCCACUCCCCCUGGCUGUGGGUAACAAGUGGUUAAGAGCCUGGGACUAGCUCAUGGGACUAACCUCAAGGCAAUGAAGUAAAAUCACGGGAGUGUCCCCUGCUUGUAUGGAGCUUGGCCCAAGGUGAGCUCUCAUGUAUUUGUAGUUGCAGGUCAUCUUUAAUCCCAACAUUAUUUGGGUAUGAUGUGGGCCAGCUCGGGUUACAACCAGUCUCAGCUUUUUCUGUAUAAUUCUGCAUCACUGCAGCAGACUGGGUAUGUAGGAGCCUGUAAGCUAGUUUGGUGGCUGGUGGGGGACAGGGUGGUGGAUAAGCAGAGACCAAGCCAAGUUGAUCCAGACAAGACAAGGGCUUCCAAUGAGAUAGUCCCUAGGAUGACAAGUGAUGGGUCAGGAUCCUUUGGACAAGGCCCCCAGGACUGGGAGAUGGGGCAAUGGGGAUGAGGAGGUGGACUGCUCAGGGCUUAUAGUCAGCCUUCAGGGAUGGGUCCAUUUAAGGAGGUUUUGGCAUAUGGGAGGAAACGUUGAGUUUGGAGGUUCGUGAAGGGCAUGCACUCUUUGAAUUCACCCUUCUCAGAUUACAGAGUUUGGAAAAAGUUGAUUUUGACCAUUUUGCUGAUAAUCUUGUUGCUCUUACAGAGGAGUGGAUUUAUAGAGGUCCUCCCUCCCCUGUUUGGAUGCUGGCCCUUUGAGCCAGUAUAUUUUAGAUAUGUCCUCUGAGUUAACAUCCAGGGGACAACUUAAGUAUGACUUUGAAAACUCCUGGUGCUAGAGGGAGACUUGGUCACCUGCCCUGGGGUAUGGGGGAGACAGGUGGCAUGCUGGGUGCAGGAGGCUAGAGCUUCCAACUUGUUCUCCCUGUAGGUGUUUAUUUCUUUUUUUCUUUUCUCUUCUCUUCUCUUUCUUUCCUUUCCUUUCCUUUCCUUUCCUCUCCUCUCCUCUCCUCUUUUCUUUUUUCUUUCUUUUUUUUUUGUAGGUGUUUAUUUCAACUGCUUCCCCCACUCCCACCCUCCUCCUGUCCUGAGGCCCUGCAGAGGCGGUGGCUGAUCCCAGUGGGGUGUCAGCAUGGAGGCUGGAUCCUGGGUUCCUGCUACACCUUGUGCAGCCCCAAGCAUGCCGCUUAACCAUCACAGGUUUAAGAUAAAUCAAGAUGAGUGGCUGGAGUGAUGGAGAGUUUACUGUGUCAGAUAGUGUGCUGUUUUGCAGGGAAUACUUGGUCUUCAUGAUGCCCCAGUGAGGCAGAGACUGACCCUGGAAAUAGAUGGUGACUUCAUUUAUAUAUAUAUAUUUUUAAUAUUUUAUAUAUUUGACAGAGCACAGGCAGGGGGAGCGGCAGGCAAAGGGAGAGGGAGAAACAGGCUCCUUGCUGAGCAGAGAGCUCCCUGGGUUCAUAACCUGAACCCAAGGAAGACACUUAACCCACUGAGCCACUCCGGUGCCCCAGAUGGUGACUUUAGAAAGUGGUUUGCAGUUGGACACUCAAAGCCAGGCUGUUGCCCCAAGGCAGGUCCCAACCAGGGCUCCUCUGAAGCAAUGUGAGAAUUGAUUAUGCUUUAUUCCACACCCCCAGGUAAAAACUCUACAGUCAUUAAAUCAUCAGCCUGCAGAAAAGUUUUACAACUUAGAAUGGGAAAAACACCAUGGCAGGAGGUGAUCUAUCAUUGUGCUUAUAUGAGAAAUUAAAAUGUAAGAAAUAUAAAUAAAGCCAGGAAUGACAUGUAGCAUCUAGGCCAGAGUGAGCAUUUUUAAUCUUUGAUGAUCUAAAAAGGGAAAAGAAUCUCCACUGGCAAAUGUCAUCAGUGAUAUGGACAGAGAAUAGAAUAUCUGGAUUGUUUCUAGACCAACAGUGUCCAGGAGAAACAUGUGAGCCACGUGCAUAAUUUAAAAUUUUCUAGGAGCCUCAAUAGAAAAGAGAAAACCAAGUGAAAUUUUAAUAGUUUGUUGAACCCAACAUUUUAACAUGUAAUACACAUUAGACAUAUCAAUGAGAUUUUAUAGUACUUUCACACCAAGUGUUGGGAAUCCUGUGUGUAUAUUUUACCCUUCCAGCUGUCUUUUCUCAGCUAACUAUGGCUCAGGAGCUCAGUAGCCGCAGUGGCUGCCAUGUUGGGUACCGGACUGUCCCACUGAUCACCGUCACACCCAUACUGAUCGCCUUAUGUUUAUGUUUGUCCUUAUCUGAUUCGAGAAGUUCUAGGUUCUUUUGCACAUUUAUUUUUCCAGAUGACCUUUAGCAUGAUUUUUUUAUUUUGAAAGGCAAUCAUGGUGAAUGUUUUACCGACAUUUGGAAAAAGUAAUGCAUGUUGGUUUGUUAUAAAGCUUUAUGUAAUAUAUUAAAUUGAGCUUGUAAAUUA